Messenger RNA from Candida albicans SC5314, 390 nucleotides. RefSeq lists its product as uncharacterized. The record is from RefSeq and is a predicted model, not a curated record. Bases 1 to 390 code for a protein of 129 amino acids. NCBI's taxonomy places the organism in Eukaryota, Fungi, Ascomycota, Pichiomycetes, Serinales, Debaryomycetaceae. The transcript has a single exon.
AUGUCAAAAGACGAAUAUUUCGGUAAACCUAGUGGUCCACCACCAAAUUAUAAUAAUCAACCCCAAUCACAACAACCACAACAAAGUUAUGUACCACAAUCACAACCCAAUUAUUCUCAACAAACACAAGAUCGAGGAAUGUUUAGUGGUGGUGGUGGUGGUCAUGGCCACUAUCAACAACAACAAGGAUAUAAUGCUUAUGGACCACCACCUCCACAAGGUGGAUAUUAUCAACAACAGCCAGGUGGUGGUGGUGGAUAUUAUCAACAACAACAACAACAACAACCUAUGUAUGUACAACAACAACCACGUUCUGGAGGUAAUGAUUCUUGUUUAAUGGGUUGUCUUGCUGCAUUAUGUGUUUGUUGUACUUUAGAUAUGCUUUUUUAA